This is a messenger RNA of Biomphalaria glabrata, 15358 nucleotides long. RefSeq names its product intermembrane lipid transfer protein VPS13B-like. NCBI's taxonomy places the organism in Eukaryota, Metazoa, Mollusca, Gastropoda, Planorbidae. The transcript has 65 exons. The record is from RefSeq and is a predicted model, not a curated record. Bases 231 to 12830 code for a protein of 4199 amino acids.
GAAAGUCUAAGCCUAGAACUAGUAACUAUAUACUAUAGAUCUAGAGAUAGAAAUCUAAUCAGAUUAGAUCUAGAUAGAUCAUACUUCAUAGUAUCAUAGAUAUAAUGUAGAGUCUAGUCUAGAGGUCUAUAGCUCUAUCUAGAUUCUAUAGAGUCUAGAGAUGCAGAAAAUGAAACUCUACUGAGGACAUUUUUACUUAAUUAGAAAGCAAGGACAGAGAUUUUUAUACAAUGUUUAAGUUGGAGUCUUACAUUACGCCACUCUUGAUGGGCUACCUUGAUAAAUAUGUCAAGCUACGCCAAGAAGAUUUCCAGCUCAGUCUUUGGGGAGGCGAUGCUGUCCUCAAUAAUCUGGACUUACGUUUGGAUGAACUAGAAAAGGUGUUGCAGUUACCAGUCAUGUUUCAGAGUGGUCACAUCCAUGAGUUGAGGUUACAUGUACCUUGGACUAAACUAGGAUCUGAACCUGUAGUCAUUACCAUAAACACCGUAGAAUGCAUUCUAAAGGUGAGAGACACUGCAUAUGAUGGUGUCUCCAGGUCACCAUUGAAAUCCUCUCAGGGAAAGUCACCCCAAGCAAAAAGCAAGAGGCGGAGCCAACCAACAGAAGACCUGCCCCCUGGUUACUUACAAAGCAUUGUCAACAGGAUCAUAAACAAUGUAACAUUUAUCAUCAACAACCUGAUCCUGAAGUUUGUUGAGGAUGAUAUAGUUCUCUCUGUCAAUGUCAAGUCUGCUGAAUGUUAUAGCGUGGAUAAGGAAUGGAACAGUGCCUUUGUUGACUUGACUUCUGAUGACCUGGCUCUCAGGAAAGUUGUCAAUUUUGCUGACUUGACAGUCUGUCUGGAUAAAACCAACGCAAGCGGCCACAUUGAAAGCUAUCAGGAGCCCAUGGCUUACCGCUGUGCUGUCAGCUGCAGGCUUGUCAUGGAGUAUGACUCUGUUUCCUCAAAGCUACCAAGUGUCACCAGAUUCAACGUGUUCUGUGAUACUUUAAAUCUUUCACUGACUGACACCCAGCUACCUAUGUUCAUACGUUUCAUAGAGUUGUGCAUAGCCAUGUACUAUGGGUCACUAGAUUUCCCAACAUCCACUGCAGGAAGCACAACCGAGGACAGCUCUUCUGUGGAUCAGACAGUUUUGGAUAUAGAACCAAAAUAUGAUGAUAAACUUGAACAGACUUCUGACCAGGGCUGGGCAUCUUGGGCCUGGUCCUAUGUGCCACAAAUUCUUCCCACAGAAGAUGAAGACAUGGAAGGUGGUGAAGAGCAGCAAGGCAACAAAGGGAGGCCAUCUCCUCUAAUUUUAUGUAUCGGCAUUUACAUUCAUCAUGGAACUAUUGUUUUUAAGCUCACAGAGAAGUCUAAAGACAGUUCUGAGCUCCCCCACAGGAAGAUGCACUUUCAGCCUUUUCUGAGACUCAGUAUUGAUGGUGUUGGAGUGGAGGUGCUUCUACAGGGUCUCCUUUUCUGCAGCAUCCAGUGUGGUCUGACUUCAUUGAAGCUAACUACCUGUGGCAACUGUAUUUGUGAUGUGGCAGAUGAGAAGAUAGCCAGGUGUAAUACAUUGUUGAGUGGAGGGGAGGAACUCAGCAACAAGAUUGGACUCAACUACAUCUCCAACUCUCUCUUUGAUGAUGUGCCCAGGGACACUAGGCAUUACAUAGUGGACUCAGACGAGCACAGGCAGGUUUACACUGAGCAGUAUGCCUUGCAGAGAUUUGGUGCAUUCUGGGUAGACAAUCUGUACUCAUUAGAAAACAAUGACAUCAGACACGGAGCCAGCAGCCAUUCGUCUGAGACAGACAACUCUGACACUGUCUUCCUCAAGGAGUUCUCUACACUGAGGUUUGUGUUUGGCCACACCCAUCUAAACGUUUCCUCCACACUGUACCAUCGUGUGUCCAAAUUUAUCCACUGUGCCACUAAUCAUCAGUACCAGCCAUAUGGCAGCUCAAAACAAGUGGCAACAACUCCAGAGGAGCGUCCCAAGCCAUCAGAGGACCAAGUGAAGUCACUGGAAGAGUUCAUUCCCACGACUCUGCUUCACAUGAUGUUUAUCAACCCCACUGUCACCAUUUUACAGGCUGAGCAUUCCUACUGUGACGUUGCUAAGAAGAACUACAAGUAUCGUCAAAAGAAAAGGGAUGCCAAGGGCACAGAAGAAGGUCAUCCUAACCCUCCCAUUCCUGCCAUAGUGCUCUCCACCAGCAGGUUUGACCUUCAGAUCACUAAGCCUAUGUAUCCCGGUCGACUAGUCAAAUUGGUAACUGCCAUUGCUGGGCCAUCCAGCAACCUGCUCCAUCAUUGUCACUCUCAUCUGCAGGUCAAGUUGUUUAGUUUUCAAGCUGGGUUGCAAAGGGCUAAAGUGGAUGGAACUGUUUCAGGAACAUUAACAAUUCUUUCCCCUUGCAGUUUUGCACUGUACUUAAGAUCUCUUGUGCUUCCUAAACUCUGGAUGAACUCCUCAUUGCCUGUUAAAGAAUGGAUGUAUGAAGUACCCAAUGCUUCAGUCAAUAUAAACAAAGCCAGUGUUCUGAUGUGCUGUAGGAUUGUCUCCACCUGGUUGUCUUCCAUGUAUCCACAGGGAUAUGAUCCAGUCUUGAAUGAUUCCCUUCUGGAUGAUCUCUUCCCCCCGUCUGGUGAAUCGUCUCAUCAAAGUUAUCCUCUUCUUGAAAUUGGACUGAGUGGGCUUGAGUUCAAGUCCUGUAACAGCCCAUUGGUCAGUGCGUGUGUGGGCAGUCUGUCACUGCUUCAUGUCUUCCUCUACAGUCCAGGCAUUGCAGGUAAAAUGUCAGUAAUUCCCAUCUUAUAUGGUCCCAACGAUACCUCUAAGAUCUGCAACCCAGAGCUCUUCAAGCAGCCUGUGCUGGACAAGUCAGAGUUACAUUGUGACUGUAUUACUGCUACAUUUCAGAAACCAAAGCACACAGGAGUCAGUGAAGCUCAAGCUCUGGCCCUUGUAGACUGUCAGGGCCUAUGUUUCUGGCUGGACCCUGGCCUGAUCUCAUGGUUCCACUACUGCCCUCAACCUAGGCCUGGGCACAAGACAGAACAAAUUGCAGUCACCCUUGACCUCUCACUUGCUCAGAUGACCUCUCCUCUGAAUGCCGUCUCUCAAGCCUCAGUACACUCCACCAGCUCCCCUUCACAUCCAGGUAUAAGCCGCCAGCAGACAUCCACCUCCCAGCCGCCACAAGGAAGGUCAUCAUCCACCACAGAAGAAAAAGACAAGGAACCAAAAGAGCCAGAGAAAAAGACAUUGGGCCAGACCCUGGCUCAGUAUUUCCCUCUCCUUAGAAUGUUUCAUGUCCAGAUGGAGCUGAAACCAUGUGCCAUAUUCUUGCCCAAAACUGGUGUCCCCAACACUGAGUCCAGUUCAGACAUCCUGACCAUUGUCCAUCAGGCACGCCAUGCUGGGAGACUGUCUGACACUCUGGUCAUCUGUCUGCCUUCAAUCACAGUGACCAGCACUAUGACAAAACCAAUGAAUGUCAUCCAAGAUGUGCCUGUUAGAUCCAUUCAAGGUUCACUCAUAGGUGAAAAGUUACCUUGGUCUGUCAAAGUUAGCAACUUCUGCAUUUAUUCCUUAAUGUCUGGUCGGAGUGAUCCACUAUUUUUAGUACACCCUGUGGAUGUCAUGUCUACAUUGGCAGUUACCUGCAAAUACAAUCCCCCAACAUCUGAGGUUAUUAGCACCAUGGCGCUGUGCCUUCAUGUGGAUGUAGGCCAGCCCAAACUGGACAUAACUGCUGCUCAGCUACACUUGUGUGCCACUGUAUCAGAAAUGCUUCAGAAUGUGGUCAGUAAUACCAUCAAGAUGACCAAAGACUGCACUAGGCAGUUUGUACCAAACAAGGACAAGACCUUGUUGACCCCAUCCUUUAGCCACAAGAAGUCAGUUUCAUCGACACAGAGAAUUGAGAGCAUCAAAUCAGUUGAUGUGACUGAGCAUGUGACCACAGACAUCUCCGAGGAUUUCUCUCAUGAAGGCAGUCCACUUCAUGAGAACAUUAUUGAUGACCAUGAGGAGGCUGGGGUCAAGCUAACCCUAUGGCUGCAGCUGAUGUUUCCCAGACUGCAGUUUACUUUGUAUGGCUUAUGUCCAUUUACACAGUUGGAGAGUGGAUUGUCUGUUUUUAUGGAUCACUUUGACCUCUCCAUGGAUUCUCAAAGUGUUUACAGCAAAGCAAAGGUGACUCUGGGGUCAAUCAGCAUCCAGCAUGCUGUGAAAAGUGGAGGAACUUGGUGCUGGACUGAUCCAGACGGUAUAGUCUUGUCCUUCUCCCAUCAUCUGCCUUCCAAUUUGCACCUGGCCACCAACAAGACCUGGAUAAGUGAAGCCAGUUCCCUAAAGCAAGCCCUGCACCCUGAAAACUCCUCAUCCAGGGGAGACAAAAAGCAUGGGGUCCUCUCAGUCACCUUCACCCGUGCACUCUGCAAAAAUGUCAAGAAACGCCUGAGGAGGGCCAACAUUGAGCUGCCCCCUGUGAAUGAACUGGAAUCGCCCAUGGGGCUUACCAGUGAUGGAGAAUACCAGAGUUGUAAUAAGCUUGAAUCCAUGGAAAUGUAUUACCACCAAUACUUGUCAGAGUUUUGUGUGAAGUCAGAGCCUUUUGACAUCAUUCUCAGACCGGAGGUCAUCCUGCUCAUCACUGGGCUGCUCAAUGGGAUGGUGAAGGGAGAAAAGAAAAAACUUGUCCAUCCACCGUCUGUCAAACUAGAACUCCCGGUACAGUCAAAUUCAAAUGUUGCAGAGUCAACCAGUGUCCACAACUUACCUUUAAUUUAUGCAGACCUUGGAAAAAUAAGACUUUUCUUACUCAAAUCUGACCAUGAUCACACUAAGGAUAUGUACAAAGCAUCACAAAAUGUAGGAUCUGAAGAUGGCAGUUCUGCAUGGGCUGCACACAGUAUAGAUUCUAAAAACCCUCAGGAUAAAGUCUCAGCUUGUGAGGAGACACAUGGAGCUGAAUGUAAACCUGCCAGUAAUAUCUGCUGCGCUAUGAAUCAUGAUUUUGUGGUUGCUCAGAUAAACAGCUGCUUGAUACAACCUCAUGCUGAAAACCCAUUACCCAGGACAGCACAGCAGAAAGAUGUAUUCAUGUACGCUGUCCAAGCUGGGUGGACACAUCAACCUGGCUCUGUAAUAGAAGAUAGACAGUACCAAAUGGAUGUCAGAGGAAUUUCCUUCUCUUCCGGAGUGUGGCAAGAGCUGAUUUAUGAAAUGCGUCAAGCAGCGCUCAGGAAGCCUUCUACCAACUCAAUGGUUCAGAUCCCGGCCUUGGACUGGAACACUUUCUUAAUGGACAGUCCAUCGCAUGAAAGAAAAGAGAUCCAGCUCCUUCCAUUUUCAACUCCAUUUGACUUUAGCCUAGUGGUGGCACCUCCUAUAUCCUAUAUACCACAAGGAGAUGAAUCUGACUUAAAUAAAAAGGCUUGGCUUAUCUGUGGCCUGUCAACUGAGCUCAACUUAACAUCUGAUCUAGAUUUGUAUAUCAGUACCAGCCAAGUAAAACUUAUCAGUGAUAUUGCUGGCCAGAUUUCUCUCUGCUUUGUUCCCAAACAAGAUUCCAUAGCUGCACAUCCAACCUUGCCACCAGGUAUUACAUCUUCUCCUCUCUUGGUGCACAGCAGCAAGAAGGAGCCUCUUUUAGGUGGUGGAGGCUUUGACAGUGGUGUCGAGAGUGACCUGUCCACUUUGACCUUUGACAAGGGUGCUCAACGACUAGGUGGCCUGCGCCAGAUUUCACAACCAGUGUCUGUGAGGACAGAUGAGCAGAAGUUAUCAGGUCUUACUAAAGAUGAAAUGGGUGGCACUACUAAUAUGUUGUCUCUGUCAACUCCACUGGACAUUUUGGUGACGGCAAGCAGAAUAUCUUGCAGUGUUUACACAUACAAGAUUCUGGAAGAGAAGUUUACUUUAGAGAUGCCGGUGUUCACUGACAAUCAGCAGACUGAUUAUGGACCAGCAGGAGCCUUGGGGGCUACCAGAAAUAGAAAAGAGUACAAUGCCAAAGACAACUUGGAGGACAUAUUGAGUGGAAAGCCUAGAAGAUCUUCAAGCAGCAGCACAGAUAAAAAUGAUGAUGUGGAUACCAACAACUUUGACCCUGGUGAUGAUGGGACCUUUAAUUUUAUGAAAUCCCAUGCAGAGGACAGUUUGAAAAGAAUUCUACCAAAGGGGAGUGUAUGUAUUGUGCCCUUCGUCUACCUGUAUGUCACGCAGCCCCACUGUCUUGUUUCCAGCCACAGUGAGAAGGAAGUAAAGAUUGAAGGAUCAUGUUAUGAUGUUCUAAUCAAAGGGUCUUCAGACAAGCAUAUCACUGCUGUUGAUGAACUGCACACUUUGCCUGAUUGCUCUGACUACAAUGUCCACUGGAUGGAGACCAGACCUGGUCAGGUCCACCCUUACACUGGCAUACCACCAUCCUUGCUGACCAUCAGAUUCUCCAUCCAGCCAUCAGUACCAGAUACUAUAAAUGUUCAGCUUGAUAGACCCUUACGCUUCAAACUGAGCCGGCUGGCUGUGGAGCAAACAAUUGCUUUCAUUCAACAAGUGACACAAAUGUUUGCAUCUGUGGAAACAAAUAAAGAGAGUUGGGAAAUAGGAAAUGAAGGAACAGAUAAGGAAGAGACACACAGCAAGAGACAACACAACACCAGCAAUGGUAUACUGACCAAGGUUGAGAGAGUGGAGGUCAGCACUUGUCAAAUUGUUCUAGUGUUUGAGAUGUCUGACACAGUGGGGGCAGUGGUGUCCAGUGAAGGGCUGGACCUGGAAGUUGAUUUGACUAGAGAAGGGACAGGUAACACACCUGUGUCAGGGCAUCUGCAGCUCAAAGACCUUGUGCUAAAGACAGCUUACCAGAAGAAAUGGCGGUCUUUGUUAGGUCCACUCACAGUUAGUGUAGAUGCAGGACUAUCAUGGAUACCUUCACCAGGAGACUUGUAUCUCCCACAGAUAUUUCUUGGCAUAGAGACAGGCGUGAUACUUGUGAGUUUUGGCCAAGAACAUUUGUUCAGUCUGACAGAACUUGUAAAGCAGUUGCAGGAUAUGAUGAAGAAUCUCAUGACUGAAAAAAAGCAGAAAGUUGUCAGUUCAAAGCAGAGCCAGGAGGCUGAGUCUCUCACUAAAGAUUUUGUACAAGACAGAACACAUGAUGACCUGAGGUGUGGAAAGUUCCAGUUUAUUGAUGGCUCAGAAUGCUCCAACCUGCUGCCGAAUGCUCAUGAGAUAGUCUUCAGCAGUGGCGGGGUGGACACUGGGGAGAACAGCUGCAUGACCUGGUGCUACUCACACCCCAGGGUCAUCACUGCCAUGCAUCUGAUCCCUGUCCCGUUUUACCUGUCAGCCAGUUCUCAGUCCUUGGAGAGUAGUAGCCACGAGGAGACAAGCACAGUUCCAUGUGUCCUUCAGUACUGGGAUGAGAUGAAUGAAAGAUUUAAUGAUCUCAUCAGGUUCAGUCUGUCAGAGAACGAGCCAGUCACAGUGGACUUGCCAGACCCCAGGCGUGCCAACAAGUCUAUGUGCAUUAGUGCCAGGAUGUGGCGGGUUGUUCUGCUUCAGUUCACACAAGGGGAGGAAGAAGGUUUGACAAAGAAGUCAGAUGCUGCUGUGCUUCCUGCUUCCCUGGCUGCAUGCAUGUGUGUAGAUUCUGCUUUUCUACCUUCCAUCAUUCCAACUCUUCAAGUGACCAUGUCUAUACCAGCAACCUAUCUUCAGCUCUGUCAUCACUUGGACUACAAUGGCUCAGAUACACCUGGUAAGUUGUCUCUGUACUCCAUGUCACCUGACCUAGCUGAGCAACAGGUGUUUGCAGUUUUAAAAAUUGACAAACUGACAGGGACAUCAUCAUAUGUAACUGGAGUAGAAGCUGAAAUUAAAAUGAAGGUGUCUUUUGUAACCAGCCUGGAUGUGCUGGAGUAUGGAUACCUUAAAAUGGACACUGUCAUAACUCCUGCUGCUCUGUCAUUGUCACUGGAUAUCAAUAACACCACCAGCAAGAAACAAGAAAUCAACUGCUUCCUUCUGUGUGACAAGUUCAGAGUUGAAAUAGGCAAGAGUACUGUGCACACACUCAACAUGGCGGUCUUGUCCUGGUCCUCUUUUAACCCUCAGGGUUCUGGUUCUCACUUGAUCUUCAGUCACUACAUUGUAUGCAACAAUACAGCAUCAGCUUUAAGGUUUGGACAGGCAGGUACAGACGAAAAUAUUUUAUUGUAUUCAAGAGAGAUGUAUGGCUACAGCUGGAGGUCUUGUACAGUGCCGCAGAUGUUGCACCUGUGUAUGGACAAACCAGCCUGGAAGUGGACAGAGCCAUUCUCUGUGGACAAAGAGGGAUCGUCAGUUCACAGUGUUACAGCCAGGGAACAAAGCUAUGUUGUCAUUAUCAAAGUGACAAAACUUUCUAAUCUUCAGACUCAGAUUACUGUAUGUGGACAGCUUGUUGUCUGCAAUCGACUGUCCCAGCCAAUCAGCAUGAGGGUUAGUCUAGGGGCUAACUCCUCUAAAUCCAAGCCUUCAGGACAAAGUCAAAUCCAACACUAUGUGAUAGAGCCAGGUGAACACCUCCCAGCCCUCACCUCCAAUGAGGUCAUGGUCAACCCUGUACAGUUCAGGUUGGCAGGCUUCUCAACUUCUUGGUCGCAUGAAAUUUUCCUCAGUGGUGAGAGGAUGAAGGACAAUCAAAUGGUCAAGAUUCCAUUGCCAGAUAGCAGUGCUUACUUCCAUGUGCUGUGUCGAGUGUUCUGUCAACAUUUUUAUGGCAUGCCUCAGAAACUGACUGCCACGGCUAGGAUGAUAAUGCUGACACCCCUGUAUGUAGUACGAACUCACCUGCCUUGCCCAUUGUACAUUCACUUAAACUCUCCCAAGCACACUCAAGAGAUGAAGGUGUAUAGCCAAGGAAGGGAAUUUCAGCUCCACUGCACUGGAGGGGAUGUAACUCAUGAAAUGGCUUUCAGACUUGGCAAUGACAUGAUGCUAUCAGACCCAGCCAUUAAGCUGUCCACUGGUUUGAUAAGCCAGCUGACUCGUUCACAGUUGGCGAGUGUGGACAUUGAGAAAAUAUGUGAGCAGAGAAUGGACACCAUUCACAGCAGCUGGCCUUACUUGACAGAGGAGUCAGAUAACAUUGACAUUGACACUAUGACUCAAAGAUUUCGCCUUGACCAAUCACGCUUGGCUUCCAAUGCUACUUUUGAGGAAAACUUGGAACCACAACCCAGCAUUGAUCUGAACAUUCGGCUUUCUGAGUACAUUCCAGGCUGCGAUACCUUGCUGGUUGAAGUGACUCCGGUCUUCCUGGUCCACAAUGACACUGACCUAGAUAUUGUCAUUGCUGGCACUGAGGAUAGAAUGUGGUGCAUAAAGUCUGGGCACACCAUGGCUCCCCCUCUUCAAAAAGACAAGUUUAAACUGGCCAUCAAGUAUCAAGACAUGGUUUCUGAACAGAAAGUUAUCACCAUGUCUAAUGAGAGUCAAGACUACCGCAGAUACAAUGAUGAAAUUGGUAAAGUGUUGUUUGUGGAUGGCUACGUUCAUGCUUCAUUUCAAAUAAUGUUUCAAGACACACAGCGCUGUGAGAUGAUUUUUAUCACACUGACAUCUGACAUCAAACAUGACAUUAGGGUCAUUUGUGUACGUGAACGCUUUGCCUUGUCCAAUCAGACUGGCAUGAGCCUGAAGGUCAAGCUGCUGGCCCUGCCCCUGAACCCAAACCCCAUCAGCAUGUCGGAGACUGAAGCAGUUACAGUUGUCUCCCAUGGCAAGACUAAAGAUGCAGCUGAGAAUGAUGCAGAGAAUGGCCCCAGUUGUGGAAGCUCAAGCUCUGGUUCCUCACAUGUGCCACACCCCUUGUUGCAGUGGACCACCGCAGUGUCCAGAUCUGAAGACAGUAAUGAUCAUAUCAGUGGGUCAGAAGAACAGGAAAAAACAUUUGUUUGUUAUGUGUCCUUUUCUGCUGUGGACAAAGAUGUUGGCAGUUCUUCAAAACCUUGGGUUUGGAGCUCUCCGGUGAGGUUGGUUUCUUCCAAGGAUGGUCACAAGGCCACUACCAGCAUUCCAGAUGUCUAUAGACACCCAGACCAGAGUGGUGCAGAGGAAUGGACCCCUGUCACCCAUGCUGUGUGUGUGGUCACCCAACUGGUGAAUGGUGUCACCUAUGUGGUUGUUAACAAUGACCACAGUCCAGCAUGUGUAGUUGAGAACUUGUGUCCAUUUGGCCUAGAGUUCGGACAGAUGUGUGACAAACUUAUUGGAAAUGGGGCAGUUAUUCAAGAGCAGGUUGAGCUAGUCAGUGAUCUCCCCUGGCUGCCCCCAGGAGGAUGGGCUCACUAUACACCACCUGUUGUCAACUCUGACUUCUUGACAAGGGAGUCUAUUGUUAUCCCAAAACUUCACUUUAGAGCCAUCGAUGUUCAUCUGCAUGGAUUACCUACCAUUGGUCCUUCUGAUUGGAGCAGUGCUACGCAAAUAACUGGCAAUAUGGAUGCUUUUGUCCGCCUUCCUGGAUUCUGUGAUCUAAAGGUCAUGAUCCAGCACAUUGGAAUGGUCACCCAUCUGAUUGUGCGACCGGUCAGUAAGGCAGAGAUCACUGCCAAAGAAAUUAGAAGUCGAAUCAAAGACCAAAGUGAUGUGCAACAACCUAAGUCAAAGCCAAGCAAGAUGAAAAAGACAGGAGGAACUUAUUCUGUUGAAGUGACCUCCAUGGCUACAGAACUUUCAAAAGAUGCUCCAUCUAUGUUUAAACUUUCAAAUCUCUAUACAUUCAAAAAAUUUUCUGAAAAGUGCAAUAUGCACAAAGGUCCUCAAAUUAGCCUCAGCCUGGGCCUUCUCUGCAGAUCCCUAACACUCGUCAUUCAAGAUGAGCUGAAUGAGGACUCACUCUCAGAACUUAUGUGCCUGCAUUUAAAUGACUUUUUCUUUGCCUGCUACUCUGAUGCCAUAAACUUUGAUGACAGUGGCACUAAGACAAGCUACAUCGCUAGUGCUGGUUCACUUCAAAUGGACAACCAGCAAUAUGGAGCUGGGGCAUAUGACUUUCCAGUGACAUUCCUUCCCCAGAAACAAAAGGACUCGGAGGUGAAAAGCUCAGAACCCUUGGACAUGGGUGAAGUCAGGUCUAUGCAGGAGUUGCAUGCCUUGUUGAAAUGUGAUUCAUUUUUACAGUUCCAGCUUGUGACAUUUUCUGAUUCAACGUGGAAGCAGUCUGUGAUUGAGUCUGUAGACAUUCUUAUGAAACCUUUCUCCUUGUAUAUAGAUGACACUUUUGUGUAUCGGCUAGUUGAAGAGCUAGAGAACUUUGCUCCUAGUAAACUAGGAGGUUCUUUUAGAGAAGCUCUCUCUCAGAAAGCCUUACACAGGAAGCUCCCCAAUGUUGUCAGACUCAACAGCUACACAUUGUGCCAUCCAAUCAGAAUCAAGCAACUGACACUUCAGCCUAUCAAAAUGCUUCUCAGCGUGCACGCCUCCUUAAAGUUAUUUUUAGCCUCUGACCACACUCCACUGAAUGUUGGGAAGUUUGAGAGAUCCAAUGUGUACUCCACCUUGCCUAGACUUAGCCAUGUUUUAACUAUGCACUAUGCUUCUGCAGCUAUAUUUAGAGCAGGUAUUGUGGUUGGUUCACUAGAGAUACUGGGCAACCCAACUGGACUGGUCAGAAGUAUAGGAACUGGUGUCUCAGACUUAGUGACUCUGCCUUACUCCGGCCUGACUCGUGGACCUGGGGCUUUCUUGACUGGACUAUCCAGAGGGAUAGGAAGCCUGGUCAGAAAUGUCUCUGCUGGUAUGAUUACAUCUGUGACCAACUUUGCCUCCAGUGUUUCCAGGAACAUGGAUCGCCUCUCCUUUGACACGUCUCAUCUGGCAAGGCAGGAAGAGAACCGUAGGAACAGGCCAGUGGGGGUAUCAGAUGGACUUAAGCAAGGGCUGACUGGUUUUGGACUUAGCCUACUGGGUGCUGUGGCUGGCCUGGCUGACCAACCCAUUCAGACUCUUCUUUCCACUGGAUCUCCUGAUGAUAGGAGAUCAUCAGCAUCAUCAGCCGCUACUGGCUUUGUGGCAGGCAUGAGCAAGGGCUUGGUGGGGGUGUUUACUAAACCUAUCGGAGGGGCGGCAGAGUUUGUCUCUCAGACUGGUCAGGGUAUACUUCAUGGUACUGGACUUGGCCAGUUGCCAACAAGACUAGAGAAGCCAAAUGUCAGAAAAAGACUAGACUUACCUGAUGGGCCUUUUAAAUAUUUGGUGAAAAACUUUUCACAGCUUCCAACUCCAGAGCUUCUUUUGGUCGCUCCUGCUGUGACUUUUGAUCUCAUGGAAGCAGAGGUGAAGGUUGUGCUGCUUCUGACCCCUGAUGUUCUUGUGGUGGUGAACUGCGACGAGGAUGCCCAGCUGCAGGCGCUAUCCAUUUCAGAGUUGGACUGCAAGGUGGAUUUUGUGGAGUCUGGUGGUCGGCUGGUGUUGCAGUGGGUGGACCAGGUCUAUAGAAGUUCAGCUUUGGAGCAGACUCGAACAUCUACCAAGGAUAGGGUGGCUGCCUUCAUUGACACCCAGAAAAUCUCAGACCUGCCCACAGAUGGUCCCCAUGUCACACUAGAACAUUUGGAUCUCAAGACACAGUCUGAGGAGCAAGACUUGACCAUGCCAGGCCACAUCGUUGCCACAGUCCCAAGUUCGAGCAGCCUUACAGACACCAAGAUCCCUGGACUUCACCCAGCCUCCAUCUCACCCCAGUACGAGUUUGAACUUGAACCCUAUUGGUUGGAUUUGUUUGUGACUUUGUUCAGGCUGGCUAAAAAUAGACUUCAGGGAAAAGGUUUCCCAGUUUAGAAUCUAAAUUUACAACUGCUCAUGGAGUCUGUCACCCAACAACAAAAUCAGGUUUUGUUUUUUAAAAAAAAUAAUUUUUUUCUUAGACUGUGAAAUAUGUUUAAUGUUAGAGAAAGCAAAGUAAUUUACAAAAAGAAGAUCAGUAUUAAUUUAAUUACUUGAGUGCAAGGUAAUUUGAGCUCACAGUGGUUUUUAUUUAUUUCUGUCCUGACAAGCAUCUGGUGUAGCCUAUUAUCUGGUUGCUUUUGCGUACAUGACCUAUAUAAUUGUUAGUUCGAAUGUUCCACAUACAGACUUGUUCAUUCCAUUUAACCAGCUUGUUAAUAAUCACUUUAUUCAUCUCCAUUUACACUUUUAUUGCUUUUAAAACUAAUGAAAGUAACUUCUUAAUAUAAACCUUGCAACUAACAUGUUAUAUAUACAAACCUAAAUAUUAUGUUCACAUUAUUAUGUUACUUUUUAUUCACAAUUGUUUAAAAAAAUUUGUGUCUAUUACACCUUGUAUUUGUUAUAUGAUUAUGUGUUUGUGAUAUUAAAAGUGUUUGAAUAGUUCUAUUAAAUGUUUCCCUUGAUGCAGCAGUGUACAGAACAUUAACAAAAAUAGCCAGCAACUCAAUACGUAACUCUUUCAGGAAUAACUUGUCAAGUCUACAACUACAAUUGAUACAUUUUGAAAAGCUCAAUGUAAAGAAGAUUGUUAAAAUGAUUUUUGAUUGCAGGGAUAUUAUAAGGUUUGACAAGGUGUUAUACAAUUGUUUACAUUCCCUUAUUACUGCAUGCAUACUUUAAUUGAGGUUGUGUUGAAUAGAUCAAACAAGUUUUUAUGUUUUAGUCUCCCACUAAGUCCUUUCCCAUAUUGGACACUUGAGUAGCAUUCUGAUGAUGAUAGGACACUUUUAAUUGUAACAACACAUUGAACUAUUCAUGAAUGUUUACUCAGAAGCAUGUCUAUCUAAUGUUUAUAAAUUAUGAUUGUCAUAUUAUUGUUACUACCAUGUGGGCCCCCAUGUUGAUCUUUUCUGAUGCAUUAAGUAUAGACUGGGUUGCCUGAACUAGCCAAGAAAUUAUUGAAUUCAUGCGAUUCAAAUAUCUGAAAGACAAACUAGUGAUUACUGAAAAAGAAAAUGUCUGUAAAUAUGAUUUUAUUCCUUUAAAUUAAUAUAUUUCCAUCCAUCUCAAUGGAGAAAUUCUGAAUGUAUUUUGACAUGUGGCUGCAACAUUCUGAGGCUUUCUUUCUAUAUUUGUUAACUUACAGAUUUUGUGGUAAGCUUUUAUAUGUUUGAUACAAUUUUGUUUUGCCUGCCUUUGGGUCCACUGCCAAGGUAGAAUUUCCCAUUUCCUUCUGCAUGCUUUUAAUCUAUUAGUCUACAUUUUGUUUUGAUCAUUUUCUGAUUUGCAACAUGUUCAAGAUGUUUGUGUUCUUGUUCUGCAGAUGUUCUUGAGCAGUUACUUUCCUUCAUUCAUUUAGUUUUUUAGUUUACAUAUGAGCUUAAUCAUUUAAAGGUUUAGAGUAAAAAAAAAAAGUUAAGUUCCGACCUUGGGACCUAAAGAGGAAACAAAAAUUCAAAGUAAAAGAACUUGCAAGUUAUUAACUUAUUGAGUAUAUGGGUUGACUUUAAAAGUUUAUUCACUGCAUUCAUUCUUGAAAUAAUUGCUGUGUCUGCUUCUGAUUUAUAAUUAGAUUUCAAAUACAACAUACAAAAUAAUCUGAUGUAAGAAACACAUUUUUACUGGAUUAGUUAUUGGGGGGCUUAUAACAGAUACACAUUCUUGAUAAUGUAUUAUUAAAUUCCAUGUUGUGCUUCUUUGGAAAUUUUUUUUUUUUUUUUACUAUUGUUUUGUUCCAAUAUAGGUGUGGAUACAUUUGUAAAUGUUAUUUUAUAGUAGUUAAAAAAAAUAAUUUUCAUUGUAAAGGAAGCAUAAUAUCAUUGUAUCACUGUAAUUUUUUUUUCUUGAUAAAGAAGAGAAAAAAACAAACAUUUGUUUCACAUAUGAGAAAAAUUAAGCAUUUGGGUUGGAUAAACUUUCUUUGCAAACAAAAUUAAAUGAAAAAACAAAUAUUGUGAGAUAGUGUUACCUUUUUUUUUCCAUUGAUUUAUCUUAUAAGAUAAGUUAUAAAGUAUAUCUAAUGUCCACCUGCACAAUUAGAAAGUCAAAGGUAAUAACUUGAUAAAUGGUUGGCAUCUACAGUUGUAGGUGUAUACAAUUUAUAUCUUUCAACUGACUACUAAAAAGAAUUAUUUUCUUUUCAAUUUGCUUUAAAAUUGAGAAUGAGGGGGUAAAGCAUGAAAGAUUCUGUCCCUGCAGAUAAAAUAAAAAAAAAACAAACUUACAGUAUUUUCUAAUUCUUCACAACUGUCUCUAAGUUCCUUCCACAGUUAUAACAAUAAUGUAAAUAUAAAUUUGUAUUUAUUAUAUGAGAAAAACAUAUAUAUCAAUAAUGUCAAUGUUCAUUUAUUUUGUUUUUUAUUUAUUAUGGGGUGCUUGUAUAAUUUGGAAAAAAAUUAAAAACAUACUUUAUUUAAAAA